AUGGAGUCCAGAUUUUGUUACCGAUUUACACCGGAAAAACCGGUCAGUUUUCUGGCCGACAACAGCACCGAAACGAGGGGUACAUUGAAUUUUGCGGCCGAAUUCUGGCAGCCGUUCAUCGAUGUAAAUGAGCACAAAAUAUGCGGCCCUUUGCUGGGCGUUGUCAUCGAAAUAUCACGGCUACUGAGAGUCGACCUGAACUACAUCGAGGACACAACCGACGACUGGAUGCCAUUCGCGCUGAUUGACCCCUUUAACAGCCUGCACGGAUACGACAGGUAUGACAGCCGGUUUUCGCUCGCCUCCCGAUCCAUAUUCCGGUUGUUGAAGAUAUUUGAGUACAAAAUAUGGCUAAUAUUUUGGUUGCUAUACUUUGCGCUAACUGUGCUGUGCUAUUACGUACCGUCGACUCUCGAUGUAGUAAACCACAAGCAUAAGGUGUUUAUUGUUUUCAUUGGCAUUAUAUUUAAGCAAAGCGUACAGACAUUAAAAAGGACAGACACUACGGCCCCUAUAAUGAUGAUCUGGUAUUUGACCACAUUUAUAGUGAUAUCGGCCUUUUCCGGUGCCCUCCUGUCGUUCCUAGUGGUGGCCAAACCCUAUAAUAAGAUCGACUCAAUCGCCGAUUUGGCCAAAAGUGACAUUAAAUUUAUCAUAUUUGAUGGCGAGACGAGUGUCGAGUACUUUAAUGACACAUCGGAACCACUUUUUGGUGACUUCUUCAACCGGUCUAUCGUUGAAAACCCGGAGAAUAAUAAGCAAAAAGAGUGGGAACUCAAGGUGUUUCAACAGAUCAAUGAUGGUGAACGAGCUAUUGUCUCGGAUCAGCUCUUUUUGGACUUUUAUUUUGCCACCAAAGCCCAAAAUUAUACUAACUUGUAUAGAUCGGUUGAUAAUCAGCUAGUGUUACCAUAUUUUAUGCCUGUGACACAUCAUAAUUCGCCCAUAACUGAAUUCUGUAUUAAUUUAAUUAUUGAACAUUUGCUGGAAAGCGGAAUAUACGAAAUGUGGGUAAAAGAGACUAUAUUUAAAAACAUUAAGGACCGGAACCGGUACUCAAAGUUUGAUUACUUGACCGACAAAUACAUGUGCUAUCCGUUGACUAUAAACCACUUUUCCGUCAUUAUUGAAUACGUCGAAGACCUGUUCCCGACCGACGAUGAAGUGCUGGUCGACAAGUCAUCACCAGUAGCUACCAGUCCUCACCACCAUAACAGCCAUAACGAGAUAAACCAUCGCGAUGUUAACCAUCAUCCGCUGCCAACAGCUUCGGGACACCACAAUGUGGUCACAUAUGACGAGUCAAGGGGUCGGGAAGUGGUGCCCAAUAACAGCCACCCGGAGCCCAAUGGGAGUCGUCGAGUCGGCAAACAGUUGGCAUUCAAUUGCAAUGUAGAGCAAGAGAUGCGCGAUCUGUGGGACGUGUUGUCCAAAUCGGCGUACGAUAAGGGCCUCGAGUCGAGCAAUAUAUUACGGGCGCCGCGUAUGGGCGACACAAUCCUCUUUUAUCAACAGCGCUCAGUCGAGGCUAAGCCACUGAUCUGGCGGUCAGAAGUGAUCCGAUAUCCGCCCCGAGCGGCCACUAAUCUCAAUACAGCCAUCAUAUCGGGUGUGGCUAUCAUUGAUAGCAAGAUGACGGGUAUGGGUGGGGAGGCGACCAUCAUUGAUGGCGGUAUCGGCUGUACGUUUGUCGAGAUCAAGUUGUCCAGCAAUUGGUCCAAAGGUUACUCGUUUACCAUUAUAGUGAUUGGCAGAUAUGUGGACACCGAUGGUGGCGAUGAUAAUACCCCACAUAAAACUUCUUAUGAUGAAUUAACUGAAUAA
Medioppia subpectinata is the source of this 1824-nucleotide messenger RNA. Lineage: Eukaryota; Metazoa; Arthropoda; Arachnida; Sarcoptiformes; Oppiidae. The record is from the annotation of a GenBank genome assembly.